This is a messenger RNA of Candida dubliniensis CD36, 1056 nucleotides long. RefSeq names its product RNA polymerase specificity factor. The record is from RefSeq and is a predicted model, not a curated record. Gene Ontology annotation, cellular component: mitochondrial DNA-directed RNA polymerase complex; mitochondrial matrix. Gene Ontology annotation, biological process: transcription initiation at mitochondrial promoter. The coding region runs from base 1 to 1056 and encodes 351 amino acids. Gene Ontology annotation, molecular function: mitochondrial transcription factor activity. NCBI's taxonomy places the organism in Eukaryota, Fungi, Ascomycota, Pichiomycetes, Serinales, Debaryomycetaceae. The transcript has a single exon.
AUGGCAAUAAUCACAAGGGCAAAAGCAUUUAACCCUAAUCUAGUGGGGAUGUUUCUGCACAAGAUACCCUAUUAUUAUAGUAGGACUCAUUUAUGUGACCCUGAUGCUUGUCAAUCUAUAAUUGAUAAAUUAGAUUUAAAAAACAAAUAUAAUAGUUCUAAAUUAGAUAUUGUUGAUAUUAAUCCUGGAUAUGGAUUAUUUUCAACCAUGUUAAAUUAUGAAUUAAAACCUAAAAAUCAUAUUUUAAUUGAAAAUAAAGAACGUUGUGUAACUAGUUUAUCAUCAAUAAUUGAUAAAUUAAUUGAAAAAACUGGUAAUAAUGGUAAUUUUAAAUUAUAUAAUAAAGAUUCAUUUAUAUGGUCAACUUAUACUGAUUUAAUUGAAAAUGAUAAACUUAUUCAACCACAAAUUAAAUCAUUUGAUAAUUUUCAUGAUGAAUUAUUGAUUAUAGCAAAUUGGACUGGGAAUAAAGAAGAAUCAGUUAUUGCUCAAUGGAUUAAAUGUUGUGGACAUAGAAAUUGGUUAAUGAAAUAUGGUAAAGUUAGAAUGAUUAUAUUUGCUCCUUCAACAUCAGCUAUGAAAUUUUUAGGUGAACCAGGAUUUAGAAAAAGAAAAAGAACAGGAUUAAAACGUGAUUUAUUUACUGAUUCUAAAUUAAUUGGAAUUUUAAAUUCAGAAAAAAUUCCUGGAUUAGGUUAUGAUCCAAGAGUUUUAAUUCGUGAUCAACCAGUAUUACUUGAAAAAUCAAGUGCUCAUAAAGGUGGAGAUUAUUCAAUAAUUGAACUUUCUCCAGGGAAAUAUACUACUGAAAAAAUAGAAAAUAUUGAUCAUAUUUUACUGGCAAUUUAUUUAACUAAUAAGAAAUUAAUUGAUAUUCUUCCAACUUUAGCUCCAGGAGCUAUGUAUAUGGCUAAAAGUUUACCAAAAGAAAUUUUAGAAAAAUGUCCUUAUGAAUUUACUCGUGAAGACAUUCUUAAAUUUUCUCAAGUAUAUGAAGAAUGGCCAUUUAAACCAUCAAUAGAAACACAAUAUAGUUAUGAUUUGUCUUAUUCAUAA